Molecule: messenger RNA, 6552 nt
Organism: Oncorhynchus kisutch (coho salmon)
Lineage: Eukaryota; Metazoa; Chordata; Actinopteri; Salmoniformes; Salmonidae
Product: immunoglobulin superfamily member 11-like
Exons: 7
Coding region: 532-1917 (461 amino acids)
Cellular component (GO): cell-cell junction
Source: RefSeq, a predicted model, not a curated record
UCAGCGUUCCAAAUAGAAUGCUGUACAGAAAAGGAGUGCAUGUUUCGCGUUGAGAAACAUGGGCCAGCCUUGUACAAGAAGAAACAACUACCUUCCAAGAAAGUGUACUGUUUCAUGUCUUCUAUAAAUAUGUAUCUACAACAACAAGACUGCCGACAAUUUUCAGAACGUGCGUAAAUUAAUUGAAAAUUAAUUGAAGGUAAAAUAACAGGCAAAAUAGUGCAAGAGUGUGCGACCAACAACAAACAAAUAACAGUGAACUACGAAAAGAUAGGACGACCAAGAAGAAGCAAAGGUUUGGGGUGGUGGUAGGAUAUGAGGAGAUGCAACAUUUUGUUACUCUUUCGACUUUUAGAAAAUUAAACAUUUUGUUUUGCGACGUUAAACGCAUCUGAUUAUUGCGUAAACCAUUGGGACUGUAUUCAUGUGUGCUGUUUCGAGAGACCGUCACUUUCCAUCAAAUAAACUGUGAAAUAACGAUUUAUUUCAUCAAGAAGGCACACAAAACGACUUGCCAAGUAGCUACGAACCAUGAUGAAAUUCCAUAAUUCGGAUCUAUGGAUUGCUUGGCUGGUUUUCUUUUGCAUGGAAGUGAGCGUGAGGGCGUUGGAUGUCACAGUGACCCAGAGCAGCAUCCAGGUAGCCCGCGGCCAGGCGGCCAUCUUGCCCUGCUCCUUCUCCACCAGCGCUGCCCUCAACAACCUCAACAUUAUCUGGAUGGUCAUCCCGCUGUCCAAUGCCAACCAGCCCGAACAGGUGAUCAUCUACCAAGGUGGCCAAGUGUUCAGUCUAGCCAACCACUUAAAUGGCCGGGUGGGUUUCGUGGCCACCAUGCCGAGUACAAGUGCCUCUAUCUUCAUCAACAACACCCAGCUGUCAGACACGGGGACCUACCAGUGCCUGGUCAACAACCUCCCCGACAGAGGGGGGCGCAACAUCGGGGUCAUCGGCCUCACCGUGCUGGUGCCCCCGUCGGUGCCCUCAUGCCGUGUCCAGGGCACGCUGGACGUGGGCGCUGACAUCAUGCUGAUGUGCAGCAGCGAGGAGGGGAUCCCCACGCCCAGCUACACCUGGGUGAAACUGGAGUCGCUGCCCAAGCUGCCCCACACCGCCAUGCAAGACCAGAUGCAAGGGACCGUAACACUGAGGAACAUCAGUGCCAGUACCUCUGGUCUGUACCAGUGUACAGCCUCCAACGCCAUCGCCAAGAGCACCUGUCUACUCAACCUGCAGGUUGUGGCACCCCAGCCCCAGAGUGUGGGUCUCAUAGCUGGCACCAUCGCCACGGGCGUGUUGGCUGUCAUCAUCUGCUCUCUACUGGUGCUGGUGACACUCUUCUACUGGAAGAACAAGAACAAAUACGAGGAGGAGGAGAUACCCAACGAGAUCAGGGAGGACGACCUGCCCCCUAAGAGGUCGUCUUCAGUGAAAGCGUUUCACGCCGACGCCUCAUCCUCUGAGAACGACACCCUGACGUCCACCAACACCUACAACAGCCGCUAUUGGCACAACCCCAAACCCAACUACGACACCAACUCCUACACCCGCUACAACGGCGACACGCGCCAGACGUUCUCUACGGGGCAGGCGGGUCACACAGGUCAAACGGGGGGACAUGCAGCUCACACAGGACACGGGACGCUAGCUCCGCCGGGCUCCGCACCCCUGGCCCGCCAGGCCUACUCUAAUGGUAGCCACACACUCCCCCCGCCCAAGACUCUGGUGGUCACCACCAACUCCGCCCCCUCCCCUCCCACCAUGGUGCGUAGCAAUGGCUCGGUGAGCCUGAAGCCCGUGACGGUGGCAUCGCAUGGCGGGUACACACACUCGUACGCCGUAAGCCAGGCCACACUGGAGCGCAUGGGCGCCGUGCCCGUCAUGGUGCCAGCCCAGAGCAGAGCAGGCUCUCUGGUCUAAAGUAAACUGUUACUGGGCUGAACCAGCCUGCCUCCCCACUUCAUCUAAUGCCAACGUCUCCAAGUACAGGACCCCAUUUAAAAGCAGCUCCAGGUGUUCUAUUCCUAUUGGUUGGUUUUGUAUUUCUUCUUGGGUGUGCUUGUCUCGCACUCGUUCCUUGGAUUAAAUGGCUGUAACCAAUGGGAUUAUCGCACAAAAGUUACACAUAAUCUCCAGACUUUUCAGGUGAUUGUGGCUGUGGGUUUUGGACUCAUCACGACAGUGAGCAUUAACCGUUUAAUGUCUGUUUUAACCACAUCUAGACACUCCGAAUCCUGCAAGUCCCCAGGGAGAGGCAUCCGAUCGUGCAUGUAUAUUCCAUUGAAAACUAACAGCCAGAUUCUUGCUAUUAUUUCAUAUCACUCAGCUAAUUGCGGUGAUAAUAAUUGUUUCGUAUCUUUAAAAAAUGACAGAGAUGUUCUUUGAUUCACUGCAGUGGUCUUACAUGAACAGAACCAUGACAGUGGGAAUGGCCUUAGAAGAGCAGAGAGUUACAGAAGGGAUUUAUGCUGAACUACCAAAUAGCAGAGACACAGAAUGGCACAACACAGUAGGCUGGUCCCGUAAUUGGACAGGGGUUUUCGGAUUCUGUCCGGUUAGUUCCAACUUCAGCAUGUUCAUUUGUUUUUGCACAGUAGCACACUUUCAUCACCAACUCCUCUGAAGAAAUGUCUUAUUAUAGAACAGUCUUACUGAAUGCGUCCUCUGACCUCUACAGUGUUACGAAUGGGAGAGGUAUACCGUAGCCGCUCCAGCGCAAACUUGUAAGGGUUCAGCAUUUUAUAUUGAUUAGAUCCAGUAUUGAUAAUUAUAGUUUUACCUCAAGAUUCUAUUAUAUAUAAAAUAUAAAAAAUAAACUUCCCCUGAAACUUGAAUCUGCAGUUUGAGAUAUACUGACAGUGUCUAUGGAAGUAUGUGCUAUCGUAAACAUGCUGCUGAUUCGUUUUUUUAACAAAAUCCAAAUCUCACAUCGGUGCUGCUUUGACAAUAAAACAUCUUAUUUCAUACAUCCUUUCUAAGAAAAAAUGCUAUUUAAAGGGGAUUUCCCUUGAGAAUGCUAACGAUCACUGUUCUGUACCUACUGUCAAUGUUGCAACUACUGGUAGGCUAGGUUGUGAAUUAAAAAGAAAUACUUUUAUUUUAUUCCCAAUGGAUGCAUAUUUUACAACUCGUGUGUCUUAACUCAAGUUCCAGCAGUGUUGUAAAUUGUUGCUAUUGAGGUAAGAAUCAGAACGUUUCGGAGGGCCAUAUUUUUUGGGGGACAGUUUUUAGACCUGAAAACGGCCGAUUUUAUGUUUUAUGUGAAUUUUACAAUAUUAUCUAUCCUGCUCUUUGCAUCGAAAGUCCUAGUAAUAUUCAACUUGAUCUUUCACUUGAAAGACAAUAUUGAUAUUGUGUGAUAUUAAAUCAAAUUAAAUAAAAUGUUACAGCUCAUUUUCGGGUAACCAAAAAAACACUUCACUCUUGAGAAAAAGCGCCUCCUGUAUUUGGUGUCAGGAUCGUUCUCCGUUCAGUCUACAUAGACUGUACUCAAUGAUGUGCUGUGUUCUCUACAGUAUGAAUUUGGCCAUUCAGUGUGCUCAAAGCUGAGUGUUAUUGAAGUUCAUUGAAAUACGCUCCAGUAAGAAUCCAUUAGACGCAUUCAAUUGAACCUCCUCAAGUAAAUCAACGAGGAUGGUGAGCGCAACUUUCCGUCCUGAAGCAAUAAAGACCAACCAGGUGAACCACAUUAGGAGGACUUGUUGAUGUACAAGAUCUUUAUCAAAUGGUUCCUUUUCUCUCACACUCUGCUCAUUGGCUUAGGUCCCUGCUCAUUGGCUAAUGUGUUAUGUCUCAUUCCAUCUGUCAGGGAACCAAGAUUAUAUUCAUGACUUAAUCAUUCAAAAGAUAUUGCUUGAUUUGAACUCAAAUCGGCUAUGACUAAAACACUGUUGGGUAUGAUCAGGUAAUACUCACAACUUUGGAGCGUAUUCUUUGCGUAUGUUUGGCGUUCGGAGACUUGUUUCAACAUCAGAGUGCAUCCAUAUGAUUUAUGUAUGUACUCUUAUGUACAGUGCCUUCAGAAAGUAUUUAUACCCUUGAAUUAUUCCACAUUUUGUUGUGUUACAGCCUGAAUUUUUUGAAAAGGAAAUACAGAAAUAUCUCAUUUACAUACUGUAUGUAUUCACACCCCUGAGUCAAUACAUGUUAGAAUCACCUUUGCCAGUGAUGACAGCUGUCAGACUUUCUGGGUAAGUCUCCAAGAGCUUUGCACACCUGGAUUGUACAAUACUUGAACAUUAUUAUUUUCAAAGUUCUUCAAGCUGGUUGUAGAUCAUUGCUAGACAGCCAUUUUCAAGUAUUUCCAUAGACUUGAAAGCAUACCACUGCAUACCAACCUGCAUACUACUGCUGGCUUGCUUCUGAAGCUAUGCAGAGUUGGUCCUGGUCAGUUCUUGGAUGGGAGGCCAGAUGCUGCUGGAAGUGGUGUUGGAGGGCCAGUAGGCGGCACUCUUUCCUCUGGUCUAAAAAAGAUAUCCCAAUGCCCCAGGGCAGUGAUUGGGGACACUGCCCUGUGUAGGGUGCUGUCUUUCGGAUGGGACAUUAAACGGGUGUCCUGACUCUCUGAGGUCAUUAAAGAUCCCAUGACUCUUAUCGUAAGAGUAGGGGUGUUAACCCUGGUGUCCUGGCUAAAUUCCCAAUCUGGCCCUCAAACCAUCACAGUCACUUAAUAAUCACCAGUUUACAAUUGGCUCAUUAAUCCCCCUCCUCUCCCCUGUAACUAUUCCCCAGGUCGUUUCUGCAAAUGAGAAUGUGUUCUCAGGCAACUUACCUAGUAAAAUAACAGAUAAAUAAAAAGAUGUUCAAGCUGAUUUGCUGUCAGCUGUCAGAACUAUAACUUGGCCACUCAGGAACAUUCACUGUGUUCUUGGUAAACAACUCCAGUGUAGAUUUGGCCUUGUGUUUUAGGUUAUUGUCCUGCUGAAAGUUGAAUUCAUCUUCCAGUGUCUGGUGGAAAGCAGACUGAACCAGGGUUUCCUCUAGGAUUUUGCUUGUGCUUGGCUGAAAAACUCACUUGUCCUUAAAGAUUGCAAACAUACCCAUAACAUGAUGCAGCCACCACUAUGCUUGAAAAUAUGGAGAGUGGUACUCAGUAAUGUGUUGUAUUAAAUUUGCUCCAAACAUAACAAUUUGUAUUCAGGACAAAAAGUACAUUGCUUUGCCACAUUGCAGUGUAAAUUUAGUGCUUUGUUGCAAACAGGAUGCAUGUUUGGAGUAUUUGUAUUCUGUACAGGUGUCCUUCUUUUCACUCAGCCAAUUAGGUUAGUAUUGUGGAGUAACUCAAAUGUUGUUGAUCCACCCUCAGGUUUCUCCUAUCACACUAACUCUUAAAGUCACCAUUGGACUCAUGGUGAAAUCCCUGAGAGCUUUCCUUCCUCUCUGGCAACUGAGUUAGGGAGGACACCUGUAUCUUUGAAGUGACUUGGGUGUAUUGAUCCACCACCCAAAGUGUAAUUAAUAAUUCCACCAUGCUCAAAGGGAUAUUUAAUAUCUGCUUUGUUUUCACCCAUCUACCAUUAGGUGCCCUUGUUUGCGAGGCAUUGGAAAACCUCCCUGGUCUUUGUGGUUGAAUCUGUGUUUGAAAUUCACUGCUCGACUGAUUGUAUGUGUGGGGUAUUGUAUGUGUGGGGUAAAGGGAUGAGGUAGCCAUUUAAAAAAAAUCAUGCUAAACACUAAUAUUUCACACAGAGUGAAUCCAUGCAACAUAUUGUUGGUAUUGGUAUUUUAUUAGGAUCCCCAUUAGCUGUUGCAAAAGCAGCAGCUACUCUUCCUGGGGUCCACACAAUACAUGAAACAUUACAUAAUACAUAAUAUAUGUGAGCACAUUUUUACUCCUCAACUUAUUUAUGCUUGCCAUAACAAAGGGGUUGAAUAGUUAUUGACUCAAGACACUCCUAAUUUUCAGUUAAUUAAUUUGCGAACUUUUCUAAAAAACACAAUUCCACUUUAUGGAGCAUUGUGUGUAGGCGAGUGACAAAAAAAGAAUCCAAAUUGAAUCCAUUUUAAAUUCAGGCUGUAACACAACAAAACAUGGGACAAGUCAAGUGAAUACUUUCUGAGAAGGCAGUGUGUAUGUACUCUGCUGAAAACCCGGGGUUGUUCACUAGCUUGUUGUGUCUGGUCAGACAGACAGACACAUCUGCUCUUUAUCUCUGAAAACUAUUUUUAAAGAGCCACAGGUUCAUGUCAGAUGAGGCAAGGGUAUCUGUUUCCUCGGUUAGACAUCUCUUGGGGCGAAUCCUAACUUCCACUUAAAUGUUUACUUAGUCAAGCAUUGAUGUCAAUGGGAGACUAAGUCAAAAUUCAACUUAAAAGUUAGGAUUUGUCCCUUAAUGAACCUGGCCUGAAACACAACUACUUGAACUAAACCCAGACAAGUGAUGGUGGAUUGUCUGCUGUGGCCAUAAGUUCAUGUGUAUAUAGAUAUAUUGCCAAUAGUAAACAUUGUAAAUAUGUAAAAUAUAUAUUGUGUUUAAAAGUUGGAUUGAUAUGAAAUAUGACAUUAACACUGGAAGUUGUAAUUAAUAAAUAUUGUUAAUACAUUCUAACUGUAGU